AGCAAUUUCCACUUUCAACGGAUGCCUGGAAAUAGCGUUGCGAAGACAUGUAACAUUCAAAGGGCGAGGUUUUAAAUUGUGUGCUUCUGGGUGGAGAAUUUCCAUCCGUGCAAAUAGGGCGUAUUCGAACAUAAAACCCAGCAAAUUUAUAAGAUAUCAUCUUUGGUCCAGUGAGAAGUUAUUCAAAUUGAUAACUGCCUGAUUAGUCUGCAGUAAAACGAGAUGGAGGAGUCAGAAAUAGAAAAUGCAGUAAUGGCAUAUUUGAAGAGGAAGGGUUUCCGCCAAACAGAGCUUGCGCUUCAGGAAGAGCAACGGAAGACAUCUUCAUCGGCCGCCAAGACAGACCCCGAGAUUGCCAAACAGAUCAUUGCAUAUGCGGAAUUAGAUAAUGGGCCAGUACGAUACAGAGAGGAGUACAGCAGGCUACGAACAUGGACCUAUAAUUCGCUAGAUGUGCACAAGCAUGAACUUCUUCGUGUACUUUAUCCAGUUUUUAUCCAUUGUUUCAUGGACCUAGUGGCUAAGGGUCAUUCUCAGGAGGCUCGUUCAUUUUUUCAAAGCUUUCGGGAAGAUCAUGAACCCUCACAUCUUCGUGACCUGCAAAAGUUGGAAGGUGUUUUAUCUCCCCACCAUUUGGAGGAGAUGGAAUUUGCGCAUUGUUUGAGACAGAAUAAAGUGACCAUGAAAUUGUGCAAGUACUCUUAUGAACUGCUGCUACAACAUUUGCACAAGACCGAGUCUAUGGUUAUGCUUGGAGUCAUUAAUGAACGGAUAAAUUUGCAAGUACCUCCUGGACAACCAUGUUCAAAUUCGGAGGAGGUAGAAGUUGUAGCAUUAACUGGCAGUAGUCAAGAGGCAGUUGAACAAAUAAAUCAAAAGGAAAUCCAUUGGGGGGUACUUGAAGACUCCUUGGAGGAGAGAUUGGAGAAAGAAAUCUUGGCUGCUGAGGCUGAGAAAGCUGAAGCAGAAGAUAAAGAAGGACAUGGAGAAGAGAGUAAGAAAAAAGCUGGAGAAGGUGGAAAGUCUGGAGGUCCUAACAAAAAAAUGAAGAAGGAUAAACUUACUGGUACAACAGGCAAGGGAGUUCGUACAGAGGCAAAUGUUGUUUCUUCAGCUCCCCGUGUUAAAGCUGAGCUUACAAUGCCUACCAUUUCCAUGGAAGUUGAGCGCUCUGCUCUAGAAGAUCUCCGAAAUCGCGCUCGUCUGAGCAGCUCAGCUUUGCCAUCUGUUAGCUUUUAUACCUUUGUCAACACCCACUACAGUCUGAACUGUGCAUCUAUAUCUCAUGAUGGAGGAUUGGUUGUUGGUGGCUUCUCGGAUUCAUCUUUGAAGGUAUGGAACAUGUCCAAAAUGGGCGAACAACAUGGUAAUUCUGAGAACGGAGAAGUUGCUGAUGGUCAAAAUGAACACUCGGCAGGUUUAGAUGUUGGAAAAAGAUCUUACACAUUAUUGCAAGGUCAUGCUGGACCUGUUUAUGCAGCAAAUUUCAGUCCUGAAGGGGAAUACAUUUUAUCUGCAUCGGCAGAUAAUACAGUUCGAUUAUGGAGUUCCAAGCUGAAUGCAAAUCUUGUCUGCUACAAAGGACACAAUUAUGCUGUAUGGGAUGUUCAGUUUAGUCCCGUGGGACACUAUUUUGUAAGUGCUUCACAUGAUCGAACUGCCAGAGUUUGGUCAAUGGACAGAAUCCAUCCUUUACGGAUCAUGGCAGGACAUCUUUCCGAUGUUGAUUGUGUGCAGUGGCAUGCCAACUGCAACUAUAUUGCUACUGGAUCCAGUGACAAGACUGUCAGAUUAUGGGAUGUUCAAACUGGUGAGUGUGUACGCAUGUUUGUUGGUCAUCAUGGCAUGGUCUUGUCCAUAGCAAUGUCUCCUGAUGGGCGUUACAUGGCAUCUGGAGAUGAAAAUGGUACUAUUAGAAUGUGGGAUCUAUCAAGCGGUCGAUGUAUAACUCCUUUAACAGGGCACACAUCCUGCAUAUGGACACUUGCUUUCAGUUGUGAAGGUUCACUACUAGCAUCUGGCUCGGCUGACUGUACGGUAAAAUUAUGGGAUGUCAAUGCAAGUUCAAGAACACCUCGGAUGGAAGAAAAAGCUGCAAGUGCACAGAGAUUGCGAUUAUUGAAAGCUCUUCCAACAAAGUCAACACCAGUUCAUGCAUUACGAUUUUCUCGGAGAAACCUCCUAUUUGCUGCUGGUGCAUUUACUAAAAGCCCAUGAAGGUGAGUAAGUUGCAGGUUGUUCUAGUUGUUCAGUUCUAAUGGAGAAGCUCAUGAAAGUGAUUAAGUAGCGCGGCAAUGUAAAUAUUCAGUUUUGAGGAAGAAGCCCAUGAAGGUUGCUAGAAGGGACAGUGGUCUAAUUGCCCUGUUCUAAUAGAGAAACCGUCAAAGGUGGCUAUGGUUUACAGUGACCUACUUGUCCUGUUCCAAGUUCUAAAGGAGAAACCUAGGAAGAUGAGUAAAGUAAUUGGUGGUGUAACUGUCCCAUUCUAGUGUUGUAAUAUUUUUCACAAUGUUGUUCAUUUGAAAUUUACCUUAAGUGAUCUUUUGGGCUGUGUAAAACAUUCUUAUUGUCAUUCUUUGAAUAUUUAUUCUACAGAGUUUCCUUCAUGCUAAUAAAUUAAAAUGGCCAAGAAUACAAGAUAUAUUUCAGGUUGUAUCUUGCCUGCAGGUUAUCUAUAUCUAUAAAGUAUUACUAGUUCAGUCUC
Molecule: messenger RNA, 2704 nt
Organism: Cryptomeria japonica (Japanese cedar)
Lineage: Eukaryota; Viridiplantae; Streptophyta; Pinopsida; Cupressales; Cupressaceae
Product: transcription initiation factor TFIID subunit 5
Exons: 19
Coding region: 223-2217 (664 amino acids)
Biological process (GO): transcription initiation at RNA polymerase II promoter
Cellular component (GO): transcription factor TFIID complex
Molecular function (GO): RNA polymerase II general transcription initiation factor activity; protein binding
Source: RefSeq, a predicted model, not a curated record